This is a messenger RNA of Amaranthus tricolor (Joseph's coat), 666 nucleotides long. RefSeq lists its product as uncharacterized. The transcript is spliced from 3 exons. The record is from RefSeq and is a predicted model, not a curated record. Bases 1 to 666 code for a protein of 221 amino acids. NCBI's taxonomy places the organism in Eukaryota, Viridiplantae, Streptophyta, Magnoliopsida, Caryophyllales, Amaranthaceae.
AUGGCAUAUAAGAAUUUGAUGUUAUAUACUACAAACCCGGCUUUAUUGUGUAAGUUCUUCCCUACUACUCUUAGUGGCACUACUUUGAUCUGGUACACAUCGCUUCCAAUUGGAAGCAUUCACACCUUUGCCCAACUGGAGGCUAUGUUUGGGAAACUGUCUCCACCUACCUUAAGAAGUUCCAAGAGGCCAUUUUGGAAGUGGCAGACUUGGAUGAGUCAAGUGAAAACGUAUGCGGAUGUGAUGAGACAAUGCCAAAGCUUUGUAACCGCCUCUAAUAUAUGUCAGGCACAUGAUUCCAAGAAGCAGAAGCAUGACAAGCAGGAUCAGGGGCAGUAUCAUUCAUCAAAAGCCUAUAGAGACCAUGAAUAUUCAUCAAGAGAAAGGGGUUAUCCUACUCGUCAUCAAGGUCCUUCUUCUAAGAUGGGAUAUGAACUCCUAAUACCAUCUCCCUCUACAAUUCCUUCUGAUCGUCGCAAUUACAACUUGUGGUGUGAUUAUCACAAGGGACGUGGACACACCUUGUCACAAUGCAGAGAACUUAAACGCAUUCUGCACCAACUUGCCGAGGAAGGGAAACUGGAAAGGUUCUUAAAUCGGAAGGAGUAUGGCUCUCGCAGUGACAAUGAGAGAAAGUGUAACACCCCUAAAUUUCCAACCCCUUAA